CUUGCUCUCUGGUUCAAGUUCCAACCUCCAAAGACACAAAGCAGCAAAGCAAGCAAAGAAGCAAAAGGAGCGAAGCAGAGCAGAGAGAGGAAGAACACAAACAGGAAAGAAACAAGGCAAAAGGGUUUCCAAGGAGAAGCUCAAGGGAAGUUAGUGAAAAAAGAGAAAUUUUCUUCAAGAGAAUGAAGGGAGAGUUAGAGUUGCCACCGGGAUUCAGAUUUCAUCCUACAGAUGAUGAGUUGGUGAAUCAUUAUUUGUGUAGGAAAUGUGCAUCUCGGCCUAUUGCUGUGCCCAUUAUUGCCGAGAUUGAUCUCUACAAGUUUGAUCCAUGGCAGCUUCCAGAUAUGGCGUUGUACGGUGAAAAAGAGUGGUAUUUCUUUUCCCCAAGGGACCGGAAAUAUCCAAACGGGAGCCGGCCAAACAGGGCGGCCGGAAGCGGAUAUUGGAAGGCAACUGGUGCUGACAAGCCCAUCGGGAAGCCGAAGCCACUGGGCAUAAAAAAGGCACUCGUUUUCUACGCUGGCAAAGCCCCACGCGGUGUCAAAACCAAUUGGAUCAUGCAUGAAUACCGCCUCGCCAAUGUUGACAGGUCCGCUGGCAAAAAGAGCGGCAACUUGAGGCUUGAUGAUUGGGUACUAUGCCGGAUAUAUAACAAAAAGGGGAGCAUUGAGAAGCAUUUCCCAAGUGAACAGAAGCAUUUCCCAAGUGAACAGAAAUGGUUUGGUUACCCAGAAAUGGAAGAUCAGAAACCGAACAUCUUAAUGAAUGGUCAAAACAUUACCACGCUGUCACAACAACCAUCAUUAAUGUCCACCAUGAUGAAUGAUCAACCACCGACGGAUGAUGGUUCAGAUUCUGUCCCGAGGUUGCAUACCGAUUCAAGUUCGUCGGAGCACGUCCUGUCCCCUGAAAUCACGUGCGAGAAAGAGGUCCAAAGUGAACCAAAGUGGAAUGAGCUGAGCAGUGCCCUUGAUUUUCAGUUCAAUUACAUGGAUGGAUUCCAAGAUGACCCGUUUGGAAGUCAAGUUCAGUAUCAGAUGGACCAGCUUUCACCUUUGCAGGACAUGUUCGCGUUUCUACAGAAGCCAUUUUAAUCAUCAUAUCUAAUACAAAGACCCAAAACAAAACACAAGAAGAAGAAGAGGGUCCUUAUUUGCGGGCCAAAACAUUUUUAAUCUAGAAAUGUCAAUGUCAUAGUAUAGUAUAGUAUAGUGUUGGAUUCAUGCACGUGUUAAUCACACGUGGACAAUUUGUCAUAUUCAAUGGGGUGUGGGGGUGCGGUGGGUAACAAGUGCAAGAGAUUGGGUUGCACGUGGGGUGUAGCAUAAAUUGGCGGUGAAAUGGUUUGACGGAUUAGGCUCAUGUUGACCUGGUUAGGUGAUCCAAUUGGAACCUGUUAUAUUUCCCUCAUGUGAAUAGUUAAUGAGAUUGUAGGAAAUUCUUGUAAGAUUUGUUGAAGAAAUGUGAAAUACUAUAUUCCCAUUCAUGAA
Theobroma umbraticum is the source of this 1490-nucleotide messenger RNA. RefSeq names its product NAC domain-containing protein 2-like. NCBI's taxonomy places the organism in Eukaryota, Viridiplantae, Streptophyta, Magnoliopsida, Malvales, Malvaceae. Gene Ontology annotation, molecular function: DNA binding. Gene Ontology annotation, biological process: regulation of DNA-templated transcription. The record is from RefSeq and is a predicted model, not a curated record.